AUGACUUCUUUCCUGGCCUUUGGGGUUUUUUUUUCUAUCUAUAUUAGUAUUAAAUUUUUAUGUCACAAUUAUCGUUUGAAAUCUUUUAAGAUUUUAAAUAAUCUAAGUUGUCAACUCAUGGAUUAAGUAUUGAUUUGUCCAUUUUUGUUUUUGUCGGGUUUACUUAAGGGAACAAGCUAUUAGAAGAGCUACGAACAAUUUGAUUAUCAUUUCGAAUCAAAACUUGAAUUUUAGAAGUGAGAUUUAAUCGAAUUAAAAUUCUGGGUUGAGCUCGAAUUUUCUUUUUCUUUUUCCUUCAGAUUUUCUCUGUUCAAUUCAAAUUUGGUCAAUGGAUUGCACUUACAAGAACCCAAAUGCACCCAUAGAGGAUCGAGUCAAAGACCUUCUUUCUCGAAUGACUCUACAAGAAAAGAUCGGUCAAAUGACCCAAAUAGAGCGAAGUGUCGCCACUCCUGCUGAUCUCAAAAGCUUUUCCAUCGGUAGUAUACUGAGUGCUGGUGGAAGUGUGCCAUUUCAGAAAGCAUUGCCGGCUGAUUGGGCUGAUAUGGUGGAUAAGUUCCAGCAGGCAGCACUUGAGUCUCGGCUUGGGAUACCGCUUAUUUAUGGGAUUGAUGCAGUUCAUGGUAACAAUAGUGUUUAUGGUGCCACUAUAUUUCCUCACAAUGUUGGACUUGGAGCUACUAGAGAUGCAGAUUUGGCUCAAAGAAUUGGGGCUGCAACUGCUCUUGAAGUUAGGGCAACUGGCAUUCACUAUGACUUUGCUCCCUGCGUAGCUGUAUGCAGGGAUCCCAGAUGGGGAAGAUGUUUUGAGUGUUAUAGUGAAGACACCAACAUUGUUCGAAAAAUGACUUCCAUUAUUACAGGUUUGCAGGGAAAACCACCGGCGGACUACCCGAAAGGCUACCCUUUUGUAGCUGGCAGAAACAAUGUCAUUGCAUGUGCGAAGCAUUUUGUUGGAGAUGGAGGCACUGAAAAGGGUAUAAAUGAAGGGAAUACCAUAUUAUCAUAUGAUGAUUUAGAGAGCAUCCAUAUGGCACCAUAUCUGGACUGUAUUUCUCAGGGGGUUUCCACCAUUAUGGCAUCAUAUUCCAGUUGGAAUGGACGUCAACUUCAUGCUGAUCAUUUCCUCUUGACAGAAAUUCUAAAAGAUAAACUAGGUUUCAAGGGUUUUGUAAUUUCCGACUGGGAAGCACUCGAUCGACUCACUGAACCUCGAGGCUCAAACUAUUGUUAUUGUAUUUCUACUGCUGUUAAUGCUGGUGUUGACAUGGUAAUGGUGCCUCUCAGAUAUAAACAGUUCAUGGAUGAUUUGACGUUUCUGGUUGAAUCUGGGGAAGUACUGAUGUCCAGGAUAGAUGACGCCGUUGAACGAAUAUUGAGAGUGAAAUUUGUUGCCGGUCUUUUCGAAUAUCCCUUCUCCGAUAGAUCUCUGCUGGAUAUAGUUGGCUGCAAGUUCAACAGUAAGCAGCCGAGUUUCCGAGACUUGGUAUGUUUGCUUGUUAGGAGAAACAUGUUUGCUACUUUUUAUCAGCUACACAGGGAACUAGCUCGUGAAGCAGUUCGCAAAUCCUUGGUUCUAUUAAAAAACGGAAAGAACCCUGAAAAUCCGUUUCUUCCAUUAGACCGAACUGCUAAAAGAAUUCUUGUUGCUGGCUCACAUGCUGACAAUCUCGGGUACCAGUGCGGUGGUUGGACCAGUACCUGGUUUGGAGGCAGUGGUAGAAUAACAAUUGGCACCACCAUCUUGGAUGCCAUUAGAGAAUCUGCAGGAGACGAAACAGAGGUGAUCUAUGAUGAAUACCCCUCAACAAACACCUUAGCAGGGCAGUACUCUUUUGCCAUUGUAGUUGUAGGUGAACCACCUUAUGCCGAAACCUUAGGCGACAACAAAGAGCUUGUAAUCCCCUUUAAUGGGAGUGAUAUAAUCAGUUCUGUUGCUGACAAAAUCCCCACAUUGGCAAUCUUGAUAUCCGGAAGACCCUUGGUUUUAGAACCUCAGGUUUUGGAAAAAGUUGAUGCUUUCAUCGCUGCUUGGUUGCCUGGAACUGAAGGGAGGGGAGUCACGGAUGUUGUAUUCGGAGAUUUUGAAUUUGAGGGUCGAUUACCAAUGACAUGGUUUAGAAGCAACGACCAGCUUCCAAUGAAUCCCGGACAAAAUUCAUAUGACCCUUUGUUUCCCUUAGGGUUUGGAUUGACAUACAAUAAGGAGAAGAAACCUCAAGAGUAAGCAACUUGUACUCUAUUUAUACAUCUUUUGUAUAAUGCAUGUAAAUGAGUGUGCUCAAUGACAUUGUCAUUAGAACCCUACCGUUUAGGUGCAAACCCGAUAUUUAUAUCAGAGCUCAAGUAACAUGGAUCAGUUUUAUUACCAUCCCUUGUUUGAAUGUAUGAAAUAAGGUCUAGCUUGCCAUUGGUGGUUGUGGUCAAGAAAAGCUCUGUUUGUAAAAGGUGCUGUGAACAAUGAUGGUUUGUAAUUUAUGUUAGGCAUUGCUAUGAAUAAACAUAUGUUAUGAAAAUUAAUAAUA
This is a messenger RNA of Gossypium raimondii (Peruvian cotton), 2525 nucleotides long. RefSeq lists its product as uncharacterized. Lineage: Eukaryota; Viridiplantae; Streptophyta; Magnoliopsida; Malvales; Malvaceae. Bases 329 to 2227 code for a protein of 632 amino acids. Gene Ontology annotation, biological process: glucan catabolic process. The transcript is spliced from 10 exons. Gene Ontology annotation, molecular function: beta-glucosidase activity. The record is from RefSeq and is a predicted model, not a curated record.